This is a messenger RNA of Schistocerca gregaria, 2370 nucleotides long. RefSeq names its product spidroin-1-like. Lineage: Eukaryota; Metazoa; Arthropoda; Insecta; Orthoptera; Acrididae. The record is from RefSeq and is a predicted model, not a curated record. Bases 1 to 2370 code for a protein of 789 amino acids. The transcript is spliced from 2 exons.
AUGGGCGGUAGAGCACUGGGCGGGAGAAUACUGGGCAGGAGAGGAAUGCGCGGGGGAGGCCUGGGCAGCAGAGGACUAGUCAGGAGAGAACUGUGCAGCAGAGGACUGGGCAGCAGAGGACUAGUGAGGAGAGGACCUUGCAGGAGAACACUGUGCAGCAGAGGUCAGGAGAGGACUAGGCGAGAGAGGUCUGGGCAGCAGAGGACUGGGGAGGAGAGGACUGGGCGGCAGAGAACUUGGCAGGUGAGGACUGGUCAGGAGAGGACUGGGCAGCAGAGGACUGGGCAGAAGAGGACUGUUCAGCAGAGGACUGGGAGGCAGAGGACUAGUCAGGAGAGGAAUGGGCAGAAGAGGACUGGGCAGGGAGGGCUGCGCAGGAGAGGGCUGGUCAGGAGAGGACUGGGCAGGAGAGGGAUGGGCAGGAGAGGAAUGGGCAGCAGAGGACUGGGCAGCAGAAGACUGGGCAGCAGAGGGCUGGGCUGGAGACGACUGGGCAGAAUAGGUCGGGUGGAGAGGCCAGGGCAGGAGAUGACUGGGCAGGACAGGACUGGGCAGAAGGGGACUAUGCAGGAUGGGGCUGGGCAAAUGAGGGCUGGGCAGAAUAGGGCUGGGCAGGAGAGGACUGGGAAAAAGAGGACAGGGCAGGAGAGGACUGGGCAGGAGAGGGCUGGGCAGGAGAGGACUGGGCAAGAGAGGACUGGGCAGGAGAGGACUGGGCAGGAGGGGACUGGGCAGCAGAGGACUGGGCAGCAGAGGAUUGGGCAGGAGAGGGCUGGGCAGGAGAGGACUGGGCAAGAGAGGACUGGGCAGGAGAGGACUGACUGGGCAGGAGAGGACUGGGCAGGAGAGGACUUGGCAGGAGAGGAAUGGGCAGGAGAGGACUGGGUAGAAGAGGACUGGGCAGGAGAGAUCUGGGCAGGAGAAGGCUGGGCAGGAGAGGACUGGGCAGGAAAGGACUGGGCAGCAGAGUACUGGGCAGGAGAGGACUGGGCAGCAGAGGAUUGGGCAGGAGAGUACUGGGCAGGAGAGGACCGGGCAGCAGAGGACUGGGCAGGAGAGGACUGGGCAGGAGGGGACUGGGCAGCAGAGGACUGGACAGGAGACGACUGGGCAGGAGAGGACUGGGCAGCAGAGGUCUGGGGAGCAGAGGACUGGGCAGGAGAGGACUUGGCAGGAGAGGACUGGCCAGCAGAGGACUGGACAGGAGAGGACUGGACAGGAGAGGAUUGGGCUGGAGAGGACUGGGCAGAAGAGGACUGGGCAGCAGAGGACUGGGCAGGAGAGGACUGGGCAGGAGAGGACUGGGCAGGAGAUGACUGGGCAGCAGAGGAUUGGGCAGGAGAGGACUGGGCAGGAGAGGACCGGGCAGCAGAGGAUUGGGCAGGAGAGGACUUGGCAGGAGAGGACUGGGCAGCAGGGGACUGGGCAGGAGAGGACUGGGCAGGAGAGGACUGGGCAGCAGAGGACUGGGGAGCAGAGGACUGGGCAGCAGAGGACUUGGCAGGAGAGGACUGGGCUGCAGAGGACUGGACAGGAGAGGACUGGACAGGAGAGGAUUGGGCAGGAGAGGACUGGGCAGGAGAGGACUGCGCAGCAGAGGAUUGGGCAGGAGAGGACUGGGCAGGAGAGGACUGGGCAGGAGAGGACUGGGCAGCAGAGGAUUGGGCAGGAGAGGACUGGGCAGGAGAGGACCGGGCAGCAGAGGAUUGGGCAGGAGAGGACUUGGCAGGAGAGGACUGGGCAGCAGAGGACUGGGCAGCAGAGGACUGGGCAGGAGAGGACUGGGCAGCAGAGGACUGGGGAGCAGAGGACUGGGCAGGAGAGGACUUGGCAGGAGAGGACUGGGCAGCGGAGGACUGGACAGGACUGGGCAGGAGAGGACUGGGCAGCAGAGGACUGGGCAGGAGAGGACUGGGCAGGAGAGGACUGGGCAGCAGAGGACUGGGGAGCAGAGGACUGGGCACGAGCGGACUGGGCAGCAGAGGACUGGGCAGCAGAGGACUGGACAGGAGAGGACUGGGGAGCAGAGGACUGGGCAGGAGAGGACUGGGCAGCAGAGUACUGGGCAGGAGAGAACUGGGCAGCAGAGGACUGGACAGGAGAGGACUGGGCAGGAAAGGACUGCUCAAGAGAGGAUUGCUCAGAAAAGGACUGGGCAGGAGAGGACUGAGCAUUAGAGGGCUGGACAGGAGAGGGCUGGGCAGGAGAGUGCUGGGCAGGAGAGGACUUGGCAGCAGAGGACUGGGCAGCAAUGGACUGAACAGGAGAGGUCUGGGCAGGAGAGGACUGGGCACGAGAGGUCUGGGCAGGAGAGGGCAGGAGAGGACUGGGGAGGGCUGUGCAGGAGAGCGAUGGGCAGGAGAGGGAUAG